Dichotomopilus funicola is the source of this 1212-nucleotide messenger RNA. RefSeq lists its product as uncharacterized. The coding region runs from base 1 to 1212 and encodes 403 amino acids. The transcript is spliced from 3 exons. The record is from RefSeq and is a predicted model, not a curated record. Gene Ontology annotation, biological process: polyketide metabolic process. Lineage: Eukaryota; Fungi; Ascomycota; Sordariomycetes; Sordariales; Chaetomiaceae.
AUGCCCGCAGCGCAACGUCCCUCAGCACCCUGUGUGCAGGUGACACCGGAAAUCUCGAUCCAGCCCCCGCUCUCUCGGCGGGGAACCGGCCCGGGCCUGGUGUUGCUGGUCCCGAAAGAGCUCAACUUGGACCGCAACGACGAGAUCCUCGAUCCUCCGCCACGACAGAAAUGGGCGGAGGAGGGGUUUGCUGUUGUCCAAAUACUGGUUGAUGAGGAAACGGGGAGUAUUACGGAGCGACUGGGCACCGCGAUUGCUGAGUUAAAGUGUUUGCCGGAGCGUGAGGGUGACAGGUUUGGUUUAGUUGUCAUCCCUGGCCGGGGCACAUCCGGUCACACACUCUUGGAAGGUGUCAGGGCUAACCAGAACAUUGUGGGCGUGGUGUUCUAUGGUGCUCAUCCUGACAUCACAUUCCCCAUUCCCGUUCUCGCCCACCUCCCCGCCAACGUGGAACGCAAGGGUUCCAACGAAGGACUCAAAGUUUACACCUACCCUGGAGCAGCACGGUUCUUCAUCAUCCCAACGCAAGAGGACUACCACGGAAGCGCUGCCGGUGUCGCACAUACCCGCUCGCUGACCUUCCUGAAGCCCCUGAUGGGAGGGCCGUAUUUCGACUUGGAGGCAAUCUGGGAGGAGCACACCCGCUACGAAUUUGCAGACCGCAGCGUGGAAGAGACCAUGGCUACCAUGGUCGACGAGCCUUAUGUCAACCACGUACCGACCCUCACAGGUGGGAUCGGAAGGGCAAAGUUAACGGAAUUUUAUCGCAAUCAUUUUGUCUUUAGUAACCCCGAGGAUACGGGCCUGGAGCUGAUCAGCCGAACCGUCGGCGUCGACCGAAUCGUGGACGAGUUUCUGUUCAAUUGCACCCACGAUCGGGUCAUUGACUGGUUGGUUCCCGGAAUCCCACCAACCUUCAAACCGUUGAGCAUCCCGUUCACAGCCAUUGUCAACAUCCGCGGCGACCGACUCUUCCACGAGCACAUUGCCUGGGAUCAGGGUACGGUGCUUCGCCAGCUCGGGCUGCUCCCGGAGUAUUUGCCCUUUCCUUAUGCACUCCCAGGGGGGGUUGAGCUAGGUCAGGGCAAGGGGGCCGAGUAUCGCGUUCCGGUAGCGGGCGUGGAAACGGCAAGGAAGCUGAUCGAUGAGAACGCUUUGGCUUCAAACGAAAUGAUUGGAUUUGCUGUCAGAGAGUCCCCUAUCUCGGAGUAA